Molecule: messenger RNA, 2802 nt
Organism: Wickerhamiella sorbophila
Lineage: Eukaryota; Fungi; Ascomycota; Dipodascomycetes; Dipodascales; Trichomonascaceae
Product: C-1-tetrahydrofolate synthase, mitochondrial
Exons: 1
Coding region: 1-2802 (933 amino acids)
Biological process (GO): tetrahydrofolate interconversion
Cellular component (GO): cytosol
Molecular function (GO): methylenetetrahydrofolate dehydrogenase (NADP+) activity; ATP binding; methenyltetrahydrofolate cyclohydrolase activity
Source: RefSeq, a predicted model, not a curated record
AUGGUGAAGAUUGACGGUAAUGCCAUUGCGAAAAGCGUUCGCGCCGAUCUUGCCGUGCGUAUUGAUGAUCUCAAAGCCAAGUAUCCUGGUGCCUUGCCCAAGUUGGUGAUUAUCCAGGUUGGAGGUCGCAAAGACUCCACGACUUAUGUGAAUAUGAAGAAGAAGGCGGCCGCUGAGGCGAACAUUGUUUGCGAUAUUCUCAAGUUUGAGGAGAACAUGACCGAGUCUGCUCUUUUGAGUGAAAUCGAGGCACUCAAUGAGGACCCUUCUGUCCACGGCAUUCUUGUUCAGCUGCCUCUUCCUGACCACUUCGACGAGCGUACUGUCACCAAUGCUGUGGCUGCAGCAAAGGAUGUCGAUGGCUUUGGCUCGGAAAACAUUGGUGAGUUGUCCAAACGCGGUGGCAAGCCCGACUUUGUGCCCUGCACUCCUAAGGGUAUUUUGCAUCUUCUCAAGACCACUGGCGUCCAGCUUUCAGGCAAGUUUGUCGUUGUUCUUGGUCGUUCAGAUAUCGUCGGAUCUCCUGUAGCUGCCCUGCUGCGUAAAGAGAAUGCCACUGUCGUCGUGCUGCACUCCAAGAGUGAGAAUGUUCCUGAACUCGUUAAGCUUGCUGAUGUAGUUGUUGCCGCAAUUGGCCAGCCCGAGUAUGUCAAGGGCGAGUGGCUCAAGCAAGGUGCUGUUGUGAUUGAUGUUGGCACCAACUUUGUGGACGAUGCUUCCAAACCCAAAGGCUACCGCUUGGUUGGAGAUGUCGAAUUCGCCUCCGCUGAGCCUGCAGCUUCUCAUAUUACUCCAGUUCCCGGUGGAGUUGGACCUAUGACUGUCGCAAUGCUUUUGGAAAAUGUUUACAUUGCUUGCCAGCGCGCUUUAGAGUCGGCUAAUGCGCCUCGCAAGACGGUGCCCCUCGCGUUGGAGUUGCUUGACCCUGUCCCAAGCGAUGUUGACAUCUCCCGUGCCCAGAAGCCCAAGAAGAUCACUCAAGUUGCCGAGGAGAUGGGACUGUUGCCUAGCGAGGUUGAGCCUUUCGGUGACGUCAAGGCUAAGGUCCGCUUGUCGGUUUUGGAUCGGCUCAAGGAUCGCUCCAACGGUAAGUACGUACUCGUUGCAGGUAUCACGCCCACCCCUCUUGGAGAGGGCAAAUCUACCACAACUGUUGGUUUAGCUCAGGCUAUGGGCGCUCAUCUCGGAAAGCUGACAUUUGCCAACGUCCGUCAGCCUUCAAUGGGCCCUACUUUCGGCAUCAAGGGUGGUGCCGCUGGUGGUGGUUAUUCCCAGGUUAUUCCUAUGGAUGAGUUCAACUUGCACGUUACCGGUGAUAUCCAUGCUAUUGGUGCUGCGACUAAUUUGCUUGCUGCUGCCAUUGACACUCGAAUGUUCCACGAAAACACUCAAAAGGAUGGUCCUUUGUACCGUCGCCUUGUUCCCGCCAAGAAGGGAAAGCGCGAAUUCAGCAAGGUUAUGUUCAAGCGUUUGCAAAAACUUGGCAUCAACAAAACCAAUCCCGAUGACCUUGAUGAGGACGAGAUCCACCGUUUCGCACGUUUGGACAUUGAUCCUGCUACCAUCACCUGGCGUCGUGUAGUUGACUGCAACGACCGUAUGCUGCGUGGUGUAACUGUGGGUCAGGCUCCCACCGAAAAGGGUCAGACCCGUGAGACAGGUUUCGAUAUUACGGUUGCUUCCGAGUGUAUGGCUGUUUUGACACUGUCCACCUCUCUGGCCGAUAUGCGUGAGCGUUUGGGCAACAUGGUUGUUGCUUCCAGUAAACAGGGUGAGCCUAUUACUGCUGAUGAUAUCGGCUGCGGUGGUGCCCUUGCUGCUUUGAUGAAGGAUGCCAUCAAGCCCAAUAUUAUGCAGACACUCGAGGGUACACCUGUGUUUGUUCAUGCCGGACCUUUUGCCAACAUUUCUAUUGGCGCCAACUCUGUCCUGGCUGAUAAGAUUGCCUUGAAGCUUGCUGGCGGCGUCAAUGAUGGCUACGUCAUUACCGAGGCAGGCUUCGACUUCACAAUGGGCGGUGAGCGUUUCCUUAAUAUCAAAUGCCGUACCUCAGGGUUGUCUCCAGAUGUCGUGGUGCUGGUCGCUACUGUUCGUGCUCUUAAGUCCCACGGCGGUGGCCCUAAUGUCACCCCAGGUGCUCCUCUGCCCGAGGUCUACACACAGGAGAAUGUCGACAUUCUUCGUAAGGGUUGCGUCAACUUGGCCAAACAGAUUGAAAAUGUCCGCCAAUAUGGUCUCCCUGUUGUUGUUGCCAUCAACCGCAUGGCUAGCGACACUGAUGCUGAGCACGCUGUUAUUCGUGAGGAGGCACUCAAGGCUGGUGCCGAAGAUGCUAUUGUCUCCAAUCACUGGGCCGAGGGUGGUAAAGGAGCUGUUGCUCUUGCCGAGGGUGUAGUCAAGGCUGCAAAUGCCCCCAAGAAGGAGCAAUUCCACUUCCUCUACGACGCUGAGGGUCUUGGUCCCGAGGAGAAACUGAAUGCCAUUGCUCAGAAAAUGUACGGCGCUUCCCACGUCGAGUUGAGCCCCUUGGCCAAAGAGAAGAUUGAGACCUAUACUCGUCAAGGAUUUGGCAACUUGCCCAUCUGUGUUGCCAAGACUCAAUACUCGUUGUCCCACGAUCCUGCGUUGAAGGGUCGUCCCGAGGGCUUUGUGGUCCCGAUUAGAGAUGUCCGCGCCUCAGUGGGUGCUGGCUACCUCUAUGCUCUGGCUGCUGAGAUUAUGACUAUCCCUGGCCUCCCCACACAUCCUGGUUUCCUCGAUAUUGAAGUCAAGGAUGAUGGUGAAAUCGAGGGUAUGUUCUAA